Molecule: messenger RNA, 1974 nt
Organism: Parus major (Great Tit)
Lineage: Eukaryota; Metazoa; Chordata; Aves; Passeriformes; Paridae
Product: interleukin-9 receptor-like
Exons: 8
Coding region: 9-1451 (480 amino acids)
Biological process (GO): production of molecular mediator involved in inflammatory response; cytokine-mediated signaling pathway; immunoglobulin mediated immune response
Cellular component (GO): external side of plasma membrane; membrane
Molecular function (GO): protein binding; cytokine receptor activity
Source: RefSeq, a predicted model, not a curated record
UAUCUGGAAUGGGAGGAGUUGUGUGGCAGUUGGGCCUCCAGCUCUGCAUUGCUGCUGUGCUGAUCUUUGGUGGAGGAAGAGGAAGAGAGCUCUCUGGCAGCCUGAGCUGCCUGAAUAACUACGUGACGACUGUGAGCUGCAUGUGGGUAAUGGAGAAGCCAGUGGGUGAUGGACCUUUCCACCUGCAUUUCACCAACCUCUGGUCAAAGGGCCACAACGCCAGCUGCAAACUGACUGCCACAGAGAGUAUGCAGAAUCAGUACCACUGCACAAUCCAUUUAGCCAGCCAGAUCUUGGAAACAGAUGGUUACAGAGUCUCUCUCCAAGGAAACUUCUUUGGACAUAAUCACACAUACAUGAUCUUUCCAGAGUACAAUCCCCGCAAGCACAUAAAACUUGAUCCACCUUUGAAUAUCCAGAGCAAUGCCACUGCCAGCAAGUGCCAGAUAUGGUGGAGCGUAUGGAAUGUGCCUUGGUACCUCGCUGAAAUUCUCCAAUAUGAGUUGCAGUAUAAGGAGUACAGCAUGUCCUGGGAGGUUGCAUUGAACAAGACACUACCCAGUUCACUGCCACAGGUAGAAAUUGAAGCCACAGAGCUCCGCAGUGGCAUUGCUUACACUGCAAGAGUUCGCUGCAAAGUUUCUGAAAAUGAGAAUUCAUACCACAGUCAGUGGAGUGAGUGGAGCCAGACAACAGUGUUUCAAAGAACAGAUGUCCCAAAAGUCUCUGAAAAGAUUCUAAAUACCAAAACUAUGCAGUACUUAUUCAUUCCUCUGAGUUUUGGCACUCUGCUCUAUUUAUUCUGGACCUGUAAGCUUUCCUCAAGGGCAAAAAGCCUCACCUGUUUUAACAUUCCCACGCCAGCUGCUUUCUUUCAGCCACUCUAUAGUUUGCACAAUGGGAAUUUCAAGGACUGGGUUGGAUCAAAUGAGGCUUGUAGCCAACUUGAAAGAGAAGAGGCCAGCAACUCAAACAAAGUGAAUGCAGAUAGAGUUUCUGAUUUAAACACCCAAGAGCUGAUUUCCCAAAUGUCAUUGAAACCUACAGGAAGCACAGAUGUGGUUACUGCAGAAGAAAACUUUGCAUUUGCCUCAGGUCCAAGCCAGCAGUAUGUCCCCAGCAGGUACAUAAGAGCAGAAGAGAUAGAAUUGUGGCCAGGACUAUUGUUUUCACCAAACCAUGCUGAUGAUACCGUUGGCCUGAAAAUCUCUGAAACAGUUAAAGACAACCUUGAGAGCCCUAGUGUUGGAAGGAAGUAUUCCUCUCACUCACAACAUGGAAAUGGUGACCUUCUUAUGCUUCAAGAAUCUUUGGGGAUAGCAGAUGUGUCCUUCAGUGGUAGUGACUAUUGUACUUUGUGUGACAAUGAUACCACAGGAGGUUUGAUUUCUGCUGAACUGCUGAAGCUUUCUAAUGGCAGUAGUCGUGUUAAACAUCAGAAAGAUCAGUGACCUUCCCUGAGGAAUACUGCCUACAAAGUUCCUCGUGCUCUAUCACCUCCAACACUGUUCUCCCAAACAGCAUUCGUGGUGACUGUGCAGACAGUUUCAAAUGUAUCAUUUUAAAAUAUAUCCUCAACUUCUGUGCUUCAGAAGAAGAUUGUGACUAAGUCCCCUGUCUAGCAAAUACUACCCCUACAGGCAUGGCAAACCCAGACUCUGGCAACAUCUGCAGUCCCAGAGACAUAUGACUAUGCUCUUCCCUAAAUUAAUCUCCUGGCUGCAAGAUCCAGUAACCCUCUUGUCUAAGGAGACAGCAGCAGACCUGCUGUUUUCCUCAGGAAGAGCUAUUGGAACUGUGUGCCUCUUGGAAGCAGCAAUAUUUGCAAUGUGAUGAACCAUGAUUUAAACUGCAUCAUGUUGUAAAAACUAUGCAUGAUCCUCUCUGGGUCACUGUACUCUUCUAGGGCACUGUCCCUGCUCCCUAAAGCAGUGUCCCUGCUCCCUAAAGCAGUAUCCCCGCUCCCUAGAGCAG